UGAUGAUUGAAAUGUGUCUUGAAUCCGUGAACGCAAGUUGAGGUCAGCGAUACGGCAAGUCACUCUGGCAGCCUUCGUUUUCCCACACGAGAUUCCCCGCCCUACCAAUCCCCUCUGUUCCUGAGCUGCUUUCCAGCGUAAUCUCCACGGCAGCUGAUAUCCCGCCGGGCCUCUAUUCUGCUGCUUUUUUGUCGCGAUAAAGAGACGUUUCUCUCCAAGCUCUGUAGCAACUGUUCUCUGCUCAAUUUUUGGCGCUGGUCCGGGUCGAGCAAUAAGCAGUUUAAUUUGACCAGCCAAUUCAGCCAUGUCAACCUCCACUCCGAAUGUAGAAGCGGUCACUCUCGGCGCCCUUAACCAAGCCGUACCGACAUAUGUUCCUGCGCACAAACCUCAACAACCACCUCCAGGUCGUUCGAUCCUGUUUAUUGAUUAUUCUACUAUAAAUACUGUGAAAUACUUUAUACUGAUAUCAUAUAGUCAGCUUCCCUACACGCUCAUCCCCUUCGCCCCACACCAAGUGUCCGCCACAGAGUGGGCUCAUAACGAUGGGCUUCAUCAUGACUUGUAUAUCCAACAUAUCCUCAAAGUCUACCACCGUUUCAAGCACCCGGCGUCUCCGCUUUCCAGACUCCCUCGAAGAGAACACGUGGUGCUUGGGAAUUACGCCGGAAGCUGGAUAAGUAUGCUUCUCUCCCGAUCUAUCGGGCGUGCCAGAGCUUUAAAGUCCUGCACUAGAAGCGAAAAUGAUCUCAGAUGGACCCAGAUCCAGUUAAGUCGUGGGGACAGCUCCGCGAGAACUGCCAGCACAAAAGUGUCACAAAUAAAUCAAGUUACAGCAAUCAUCAGGGAUUCCUCAGCAAUCUACGAAUACAAACUCACGGAGCAGAGCCUCAGUUACCUGGCAACCGUCGGUGAAUUUUCCCAGUGCUGGGGCAGCGUGUAGACUCCUAGUUGUUCGCUCGCACCCAGAUGGAACAGCAACAGCAACUGGCUGCUCCACGUCACCUUCUGCAUGUUGUGGGAGUAGAAUCAUAGAGCCAACUCCUCCCAGUCCGAUUUUAGCCCUUGUACUGUCAUGGGAGGCGUAGCAGACCUUCUCGGUGAGGAAGACGGUAGUUUAAGAGUAGCGAGUUUCCUUAGCGCGAGUGGAGCAUAUGAGAAGAAAAUUCCAACCGAAUAGACCCUCGACCCCAAGAGUUAACGUCCGCCCCG
This is a messenger RNA of Cantharellus anzutake, 1212 nucleotides long. RefSeq lists its product as uncharacterized. NCBI's taxonomy places the organism in Eukaryota, Fungi, Basidiomycota, Agaricomycetes, Cantharellales, Hydnaceae. The record is from RefSeq and is a predicted model, not a curated record. The transcript has a single exon. Bases 305 to 943 code for a protein of 212 amino acids.